Messenger RNA from Rhinocladiella mackenziei CBS 650.93, 1299 nucleotides. RefSeq lists its product as uncharacterized. The record is from RefSeq and is a predicted model, not a curated record. NCBI's taxonomy places the organism in Eukaryota, Fungi, Ascomycota, Eurotiomycetes, Chaetothyriales, Herpotrichiellaceae. The transcript has 2 exons. The coding region runs from base 1 to 1299 and encodes 432 amino acids.
AUGCCUCCUGUGCUCGCCGAACUCAUUCGUCGCAACUUCGACCCUGGUGCCCCAUCGAGUGCCUUCUGGUCACAAUGGAAGAGUCCUGGCGAUGUAUUCUCUGUCCUGCUCAUCCUCGGCGGUGAUGUGGUAGCUCGUGCACUUGCUCAGCUUGCUGGAUCCCGCAUCACCCCAGUUGCAUUUUCCUUUGGAUGGGUCGCCUAUGCGGUCACGGCAGUCGUGUCUGCAAUUGGCGAAAACAAACUUAUGCCUCUUCCUGAUUGCGACUGCAAGGUCAUCAACGGCGAGUCUGGCCAUGUGCGCGACAACACUAGUUGGAUUAUUGGUCGAAUUGUGCGUGACUUUGAAAAUUGGAUGGACAAUGGCAAGCCGAACGGAGAAAUACGAACGCAAUUGAACAACCUGAUCCAGAAGCGCUGGGAAUAUGAAAUCGCAGAGGCGGAGAAAAAGCAUCCUGGGUCGGAGAAGAAUGUCGAACAACCUUCUCAAGCAGGCUUGUGUGUUUCAAUCUAUACGGCAGAACAAGCUCAGAAAGGAUAUCCGGGAUACGACCUCGUUUAUUGGAUUGGGUAUGUGACCACAUUCUUUCAAUUGGGCAUUGCAGCGAUUCCUUGCGGCAUCUAUGGCGACUGGGGCAUCUUCCUGAUUACCAUUGUGGGCAUCUCUCUCUCUUUCGUGACGGGAAGCCUUCCGCAGUGGUCGGAGGAAAAAUGGGCCUGCCGAAAGAAUUCCACGAAGAGUGUCAUUCUAACCAGAGGCAACGGCAGCCAACAUGCCAUUGUCGUCCUCGGUCAAGGAAAGGGGCUCGACCUUGAGGAUCUCGCUGCCGGCCAAACCAAUGUGGACGUUUCAGCCUCCUGGUUCACCAGGAUAUCCGUCGUUAUCCUGGCGACGCUCUGGAUUCUCUUGCUGAUCACGGCGGCGGGUAUCCAGCAGAAUACCUGGUAUCUCCUGGCCAUAGGUGGUAUUGGUAUACUCCAGAAUAUCUUUGUCGCAGGAUGGAGACGUUUCCCGAAGGCGUACGGCAUUCCGCUCACGUUCAAGGAGGUCAUUGGUAAGAACAAGGUGAUGGAUACCCUCUUUGCUGUUGAAGAGCUCUACCCGCAUGUCGGCGCAAGCAUGAGAGACACCUUCUUCCCGGGCAAGUUGAGAGAGCAUGAGGAGAAGAGAUGGGCCGAAUUCGAAAAGAUUGCCCAACAAAAGGACAAAGCUGUGAAGCAACAACGGGCUCAAGGCAAUCAACCAAACAGCGGAACUCGACCGAGUCACGAUAGCGUGCAACAACCUCCGAAAACUUGA